Benincasa hispida (wax gourd) is the source of this 2767-nucleotide messenger RNA. Its product is annotated as Pentatricopeptide repeat (PPR) superfamily protein. NCBI's taxonomy places the organism in Eukaryota, Viridiplantae, Streptophyta, Magnoliopsida, Cucurbitales, Cucurbitaceae. Gene Ontology annotation, molecular function: RNA binding; protein binding. Gene Ontology annotation, biological process: RNA modification. The record is from RefSeq and is a predicted model, not a curated record.
ACAUGUUAUUUUACCAAAAAUGAUGGAAUAUCUCUCUCUUUCUCCUCCCUCUCCCACCAGACACGACACAAGCAGCCGCCCCCUUUUCUCUUCAGUCUUCUUCUCCGGUGAGCCUUAGGCGGCGGAGAUACCCAGUAAGUAGAUACAAAUGUCUUUAUUGUAUCAGAUAUCAGUUAGGGAAAUUUAUGCUAAAGAUACAACCAGAAUUCUUCUUUCUAGCUUUGUUAGAUAUGCGUGCGUCUUGUGCAAUUUGCAUAACUCCAUCUUAUCGUCACAGUUUUCUACCCGUCAGGUUGUUCCAAAAAUCUCAUCACGAGUUAGAGAUUACAGUGCCAAUUCGAAUGUUGCACGUACUAACUGGCUGAUCACAAAGCUUGGUAAAGAAGGAAAAAUUGGAGAGGCACGUAGGGUGUUUGAGGAAAUGCCUGAUCGAGAUGUGGUCUCAUGGACUGCAGUGAUUACAGGGUAUAUUAAAUGUGGAAUGAUUGAGGAAGCCAGGAAGCUAUUUGAUAGACUUGAUUCUAUAAAGAAUGUUGUUACUUGGACAGCAUUGGUUAGUGGAUAUGUAAGAUUGAACAGGAUUGAGGAGGCUAGAAGCUUGUUUGAUGCCAUGCCGGUUAAGAAUGUUGUGUCGUGGAACACUAUGAUUGAAGGGUAUGCACGAAAGGGUUGGGUUGAUCAGGCUUUUGAUUUGUUUGAAAGAAUGCCAGAGAGGAAUGUGGUUUCUUGGAACACUGUUAUUACAGCAUUGAUGCAAUGCAGGAGGGUAGAUGAAGCUCAGGAGCUUUUUAAUCAGAUGCCGGAGAGAGAUGUGAUUUCUUGGACGGCCAUGGUGGCUGGUUUGUCAAAAAAUGGGAGAAUUGAUGAUGCCCGUUUACUGUUCGAUAAAAUGCCAAAGCGGAAUGUGGUUUCUUGGAAUGCAAUAAUUACUGGGUAUGCUCAGAAUAUGCGGCUUGAUGAGGCAUUUGAACUGUUUGAGCAAAUGCCAGAGAGGGAUGUGCCUUCAUGGAACACUAUGAUUACAGGGUUCAUUCAAAACGGUAAACUAGAAAGGGCAGUGGAUUUGUUCUACAAAAUGCCCAACAAAAAUGUUGUCACUUGGACGGCAAUGAUUUCUGGACAUGUUCAAGAUGGGCAAAGUGAAGAAGCAUUGAAGAUCUUUUCAGAAAUGCAAGCAGCAAACAAUGUAAAACCAAAUGAAGGAACUUUUGUCAGUGUGUUGGGUGCUUGUAGUAACUUAGCUGGCCUUUGUGAGGGACAACAAAUUCACCAGAUAAUAAGUAAGUCGGUAUACCAAGAAGUUGCAGAUGUGGUGUCAGCUUUAAUAAACAUGUAUUCAAAAUGUGGGGAGUUGUAUAUGGGUCGGAAGAUAUUUGAUGAUGGAUCAAUGAGCCACAGAGAUGUGGUUUCUUGGAAUGGGAUGAUUGCAGCCUAUGCUCACCAUGGCCAUGGCCAUGAAGCAAUUUGUUUAUUUGAUGAAAUGCAGGCAUUGGGGUUUCGUCCUGAUAAUGUCACCUAUAUUGCAUUGCUUUCUGCUUGUAGUCAUGCUGGCCUUGUGGAUGAGGGGUUGAAAUUAUUUGAAAACCUUGUAAGAGAUGGGUCUAUAAAACUAAGAGAAGAUCAUUUCACAUGCCUGGUUGAUCUUUUUGGCCGAGCUGGACGACUUCAAGAGGCGUUUGAUUUCAUUAAGGGGCUUGAGGUUAAGCCUUCGGCAUCUGUUUGGGCAGCUCUUCUUGCUGGAUGUAAUGUUCAUGGGAAUAUAGAUCUAGGUAAGUUAACGGCUGAAAAACUUUUAGAAACAGAACCAGAGAACGCAGGAACCUUUUUGCUGUUAUCUAACAUAUAUGCUUCAACUGGAAAAUGGAGAGAAGCUGCCGAAGUAAGGUUGAAAAUGAAGGACAAAGGAUUGAAGAAGCAGCCUGGUUGCAGUUGGAUAGAAGUUGGAAAUGCAGUGCAUGUGUUCGUAGUGGGUGACAAUUCUUAUUCCCAAUCUGAAAAUAUUUAUCUUUUACUUCAUGAUCUACAUACAAAAAUGAAGAAGAUUGGUCAUACAUUGUACGAAGAUUUAACAAUGGAUUUCAAUUUAGUAAUUGCAUGAGCCUGGAACUGGUAGGAAAUUUGCUUGGCCAACCAUAUGUUCUUCAAUGUGAUGCUAAAUGCAUUGCAAUCUGAUGGGGAAAGAAUAUAAGAGUAAUUCCUUCUUAUGGGGAUUAUCGUGAAAGAUUUUGCAUGUGACGACGUGACGAGGUGUGGAACUCUGUUGGAUCAUGAUCCUCAUUCGAUUAUGUGUUUCACAAGUUUUUGACAGAAUAUUAACAUCACAGUAACAAUGAAAUGUACAUCUUCUUGCUCUUCCAGUUGGCUUUCAGAACUUGGAUGCAGCUGUUCUGAUGAUUAAAACCAAUGCAGGACAACAACCCCUUUUUUUGUCCUUUCUCAGCUUCGCAGCAAGAACUAGUAGCAACGGAUUGCUUGUGGUUUAUGAGAUCUUCACAAAUAGAGUUCUCUUUAUACGUUCUUAUACUACACCCAGAGGUUGGCUCGAUUCCUAUGUCCAUGAUACAAGAAUUAUCCAAUGACACGUAAUAUUCAUGGACUACACUCGAUUGUAAUAAUAGCAAUUUCACUCAAUUUGCUUCCUAGUUGCCUUUUCUGAUGAAUUUCAUAAUUUGACUUGUGAAUUUUGAAUUCUAAACUGAGUGAAUUGAGACUACAGUAGUUUCCCUUUUAUUCUAGAGUUGAUUGAAUCUCUCCUUGAUCUGCUAAA